GGCUCUCGCCCCGGCCAGUCGAUACAGCUGAUCGUUACGUCAGUGGGAAAUAGCCGUAACACGAGAGGCGCUUCUGCCGCGCAAUUUUUAUUCCCGCGGCCUCAACUCUAAUAGCGUCCGUUCUCGCGCUCUCUCUCUCCCCCUCUCCUGUCUUUCUUUUUUUUUCUCUCGAGUACAAGCAAGGUCAAAUAGUCCCGCGCGUCAACCACCUGUGUCGUGUCGUCGCAAUCGUCAUCGUUAUCGCAUCCUCGGAUAUAGACGGCGAGAUGCGGACGCGUACGUAUCGCGAACGGAUGGCGCGCGACUCGUAAACGCGCGCAUUUCCGGACGCGGCCGUUCCGCGCGGAAAAACGCGGCCGCGUAAGCUCGUCGCGAGAAGUAAUUCCGGAGUCAAGGUCGUCCAGUGUAGCCUCUGUUUUCUUCCCGUCGCUCUCCCUUCCCGCGACCUCUCGAGGGCGUUGGAAAUUCGACGAGUCUGCGGAUCGUCGAGGGGAUACGAAGGGGGACAUCUUCUCGAUGGAGAUCGAAAUGGAAAAUAUUUUCCUAAUUUCGAGCAUGCCGUCAAAUGACUGUCUUCACAAUCCGCCGAGACUCGUCUAACCGUUGUCUAGCCCGUAGGCGGAACUCGAGCCGAAUUUGACAGUAAGCAGGAAGGAUGUAAUUUACCUUUCCUCCGAUCCUCGACGACGAAAAGGGGGUAACGUGACGUGAAUAAAGGUACAUCGAGCGAGAGAAUAGAAGCGAUCGUUGACAAGGGCGAUGUCGGAAGCGUAAAACGCGGCGCGACCAUUCGCCCCGAAGAUGCUGGUAGACGACUGCGGAAACGGAAUGGGGUGGACUUCGGCUAGCGUGCGCGGGGGAUGGUCCACCCCGGGAGGAUGCAGAAAUUCAGCCAUGAGCUUCGGCGGCAGCGUGCCAUCCUUGCAUCCGACCGGUUCGAUGAGAUCGUUGCGCUCGCAACAUUCUAUGCAGCCUCCGCCCGAGACACCGCGAAGAUGCAUACAUUGUCAUCCGGUACAUGUUGCCAGCACCCCCAAUAAUUACAUGCAACAUCCUAUGCAGUAUUAUACGCCGACUCAUUGUAUGGAGGGUCAAAAUGGCACGUAUACGCCGCAUCGUGGAAGUUCAUAUCACGGCGAUACUCGUCUGCGUUACAUAGACGGGGACGAGAGCAUGGGCGCUAAUACCAACUGGGUUCUGGGCGAUCUACGCAGUUUGCAUCGCUGCGUACCCGCACUUCGUCGUACAGGCAUAGACGUCGCCGGUAUGCGGACGCAUUUCUAUCCGGAGGGUGGUUGGGGCUGGUUAGUCUGCGCCGCCGGUUUCCUCGCCCUGUUGCUCACCACCGGGAUGCAGCUCGCCUUCGGAAUGCUCUAUCUUUACGCCAUACGACAUCUCGGUGACGUCCACCUGAUGGAUAUAGUGUGGGCGGGGGCGUUGAGCGCCGCGGUUUCUCGCGGUUCCGCACCCCUGGUCGUCGGUGCGUGUCGUCGUGGCAAUACAAGGCUUACGGCGGUGAUCGGCGGCCUGGUGCUGGCUUUGGCAUCCCUCUUCACCUCCUUCGCCCUCCAGAUGCAUCAAGUGCUCCUUAGUUACGGGCUGGUGCUGGGUACGGGUGCCGGCCUCGUGAGGGAAACCGCCGGUCUGGUAUUGGGCAAUUACUUCAGAAAACGGCGGGAGUUCGUGGAGAUGGUGGUGCAAGCCGGCACCGGCGUGGGAAUAGCACUUUUCAGCGUCUUCUACAAGGAAGCCGUCGGGAAGCUGGGCUGGCGGCUGGGGCUUCAAUCGGUGACGGGCGCGCUCUCGUUGGCCUUCUUUCUGGGGCUUAUAUACCGGAGCGCCUCGCUCUAUCACCCUCAACGCCGGGCCAUAUUGCAUCUCAAGAGUCAACGCAGCAAACUCAAGGAGAAGAAAUCCGCGAACAAGGUGCCGAAGCAGCCCCUGGUCGAUCUCAGCCCUCUCGGAUCGCGUCCUGUGAGAAUGCUCAUGCUGGCCGCCGGCGCCGCUGCUUUCGGUCUUUACACCCCCGCCUUCUACAUCGCUCUGCAAGGCUUCCAGGACGGGUUAGAGGCCAGCGCUCUCGUAUUGUUGCAGACCUGUCUUGGCUUGGCGGCGGCACUCGGAUGCGCGGCCUGGGGGGUGGUCACCGCCAGGCCAUCCGCUCAGUGCCUAGUGUCCAGGCAAUAUCUUUGCCAAGCGGCGCUCAUCGGGGUCGCUGUAGCUCAAGUGGCUCUUGGUAGCGUACAAGGUUAUCACGGACUCGUACUGGCCUCCGGGCUUUACGGAGCCUCGCUCGGCGGCGCGCUCUACUCCCUCAAGAUGUUGGCCCUCGAGAGGCUGCGAGCGAGACAUUUCGCCAGAUCAUGGGCCCUGGUGCAGGCCGCGGAAGCUCUGCCAAUCCUUCUCGGAGUUCCUCUGACUGGUUACAUGAACGCCAACAGUCCGCGGGUGGGCUACUACGCGUGCACGUUGAGUUCCUUGUGCGGCGCGGCGCUGCUCUUCCUGGUCGGCUGGGGACGUCAGCCGGCGUCGCCGCUCCUGCCGGGGCCGCGGCUCUCGAGCCUCGGCUACGGGGUCGUGCCGCCGCCGUGCGCGUGCCCGCCGCCGCCGCGGCCCCGGCUGCCCAAGUCGCAGUCCCUCCACGUGCCCCUGGACGUCGUCGAGGACGGCAUGCGCGAGCGGGACUACGUCGAGCGGAUGCACGAGACCACCGACCACUACUGUCAUCCUCAAUUCCACGCGCCGUUGCGGCCCAGCAAGAGCGUGCCGGAGGGACUCGGCCAUCAGGACCCGUACCGAAUCCGGCCGCGACGUCAUCGCGAUAUCACUGUCAUAGAGCAGAUCACCACCAGCGUGUAGGAGCGAAAUGCGUGCGAUCGACCACCGCGCGCGCGAGAUUAUUAUUAGGCUAAUGGAAAUACCCGACAAUUUUUUUUUUUGUGGAAUCUGAAAAAUAUGCUCUUUGGAGUUUGUUGUGUCAUUGUAGAGAUAGUGGUAUAAUGCUCUCUUUAUUGAAAUCUAAAUUCUAUUACGAUCUAAGUGGACAGUUAUAAGUUGAAAAGAAAAAACAACAUUUGUAUUGUAUUUUUUUAAUAAUUUAUAUCGCUCUGUUGCGCUAUUGUUUACACUGGUUUUUUUUUUAGUUUGCUCUUUUUAUCCUGUGCAUUGCGUCGUGUAAAUGUAACUUAUCGGGCAAUUUGGGUUUGCUCUUAAGAAAAAAGAAAAUUGUGUAUCAUUAGUGGUAAAAGCUAGUUCCCAGUUGCAAGCAUGAGCGGAAAGUAAAAUAGCUAUAAGAAAAAAAAAAAAAAGAUAAUUCGCGCACCGGAUAUUUAUCGGAUAUUUAGGAUCGUGGAAUCAAGGAAGAAUGAUAGUCGAUGCUCUCUUUUUAGAGAUACAUCCCUAUACAGUCUUUUCCUACUAAAUGCUAAGAUAUAAGAUCGAUUAUUAAAUUAUGAAUUAGCAUAAAUAGCAUUAAUAGCAUAAAUAAAGUUUGUAUUAGUUGAUAUAUCAUAUAUAGAUCAAAUUGACGCGCGUCAGGGAGGUACUCAUUCGUGUUGAUACGCUGGUUUGAAAUAUUACUGCCAGGGAAGUAAUUCUGUCCGCCGAGACUAAACGUACGUUCAACAACAGGAUACAAGACGGCAGGGCGGAUGCGAAAGGAAAUUACAGUUUUCAAUUAAAAAAAAAAAAAAAAAAAGAAAAAGUUGCUCUUUAAAAAGUCUUCGAUGAAAUAUUAUUUUUAUUCUUUCUUAAAAAAAAACUUGAACACGGGAAAAAUGUAAAUAAUAAUAUAAUUACAGAGAAGAAAAUAGUGCUGGGAGAGAGGAAAAAAAUGGCCUCCAUUAAUUUAUAAAUAUAUACUAUACCAAGCUUCUAUCUAAAAUCGUGAUAAAUUCUGCUUCUAUUAGCGUCCACUUUGACGUUGAUCCGAUUAGCUGAUGCGAAUGAUAAUUAGCGCAAGUUAUCGACGGACCGAUAUCUUCCCUAUACAGAGUUUCGUGCGAGAAAUAGCGUAUUCACAUACACACACACACACACAUAUAUAUAUAUAUAUACAUAUGUGUGUUUGUGUGUGUGUGUACAUGUAAGUAUAAAUUAAGCGAUCAAAAGCACACACUCAUCGUUAAAUUUCCCUAUAGAUGAAAAUAUAUGUACAGCGCGGAGCUGGUCUCCGGAAGCAUCGUCAUAGAGAUCGUUAUGUAUUAAUAAGGCUAAUAAUACACGUUUCGUACACCUAAAUACACACACACACACACACACACACAACAGACGGACGUUUCGAACGCGAACGAUUCCGAGAUGAAACCUAUUUGAAAGAUCCGUGAAAAAGGAUCGAUGGAUAUCUAUCUCACAAAGUUGUCAACUGUUUUAUUUCCUUCAAUUAGACAAUUGGAUUUGCAAUUCGCGCUAAGUUCAUUUAUUUCUGUCUAAGCGUUUCUAUCACCUUAUUCGGGAUUAAGAGGUGCAUUUCGAGCAGUCAUGCUUCUUAUUCUAUGUAUUAUCGCGAAGUGUCGGCUCUAUUCCUAUCAAUUUAUAAGACUAAUUAUAAUCUCAAGUCACAUUAAUCACGAUAACGUAAUUAGUACCUGACUAUUAAGUGCUCUAGGUAUGUACCUAAUGCAGUGAGUGACGACGUAGCGAUGUCACUUCACUUCACUCGUUAUUUAAUUAUUUCUACUUUCUCGUGUGAUGUACUUUGUUAUCACUACACUAUGUCGAAACUAAACAUUUACGCAUGAGUGCGAAUCAUACCGUUUCCUUAUGCAAUUCAUAAAAAUUGAUAAACGUAGAAAGUAUCGCAACGGUGUUUGCGGAGAUUAUAAGAAAGUAGUAAGUAAAAUGUAGGCAGGCUAUUUAGAGAUCUCUGUAGUUGAAUUUGUCACGUUUUCCGAUACGGUGCAAUAUCGGAAAUAUCGCAUCUAGUGGCAACGACAGUUGAAUUUUAUAUAUAGAGAGAGAGAGUACGAUCGGAUUAUUACUGAGGAAUUCUACAUAUGGAAUUUCCUACACAAUUUAAUAAAAUUAAUGCGGCGACGGCGAUGCCGUAUUGAUUUAAUCUCUGAAAAGUGGAACAAUCUUCGAUUCAUAAGAUGAGCAAUUUUCAAUUCGCGUGUCACAUCUCUUGCUCGAAAAUUAUCAGAGACUCAAUCAUAAUAUAUUCUUCGGCAUUUUCUUCUCAGCUGUACAUUCAUGUAAAAAAAUUGUGAUUUUUUUUUUAUAAGUUAACUAAAUCAUAUAAGUAAAUCAUUCUUAGAAAGUUAAAGCAGGGGGAUGCAUACACGGGGUCAAGAUCGAGUUUCAGUCACAAUUUGUGCAAUCGUUUUCCAAUUAAAUGAAUGAGGAAUAAAAUCUCUUUCAACCAUUUCGCAUCUAAAUAGCUACAAAUUGGUAUUAGUAAAAUUCUAUCGCUAUAUAUGUGAUCUUUAUCCAAUCUAAAAAUAAUAUUGCGCGAAUGAAGACGUUAUAUUUCGUACAGGCUCCUUCAUUGACUCCGUAGAGUUUGUUGGAAUUUCCAAAUGUGUGCUCCUGUUGAAGCGAAAAAUAAUGUUUUUAUAUAAAUUACAUACGUAAUUAUCGGUGAGCAUUGUGCGGCGAAUUUGUUAGAUCGUAAAAGUUGUAGUUUAUAAUGUUGCAGAGUCUCUCUUAGUCGCGUUAAAAAAAUAUUUCUUUCAAUCAACAUAUAUAAGGAUCAAACGUAUAAACGUCACCAAUCUUAACGUUCGUUAUGAAGACUUUUUUAAUAUAUAUACAUAUAUAUAUAUAUAUACAUAUAUAUAUACAUAUUGACUUUUGAUGUGAUGAAUUGUUUGUAUACUGCCAAUUUUUAUAGGAUAUAAUCGAAUAUUCGAUUUUCAAUGGUUCAAUGCACACAAUGAAGAAUUUGCUUGAGUACUUUUACCAAUCCACCAAAGACGAGAUUAAUGUUUCAUGUUGAGACAUUUAUAAAUAAUAAAAUAUUUUCUCCCAACUCUCUCGAGAAUUCUUCACUGAAUCAGGAUUGUUAACGAAUUUAUAUUAGACAAUUAGCUCACCACAGACUGUAAACCGAAUCUCGAUAGAAACUAUGGGUUCGUUUACUCUUCAUAUAUGACUUUGCAAUUAUGUACAGUUCUCAUUUUUAUAUUAAUUUUAUUUCCUUAUUUCUGCUGUAAUUAAUGAAACACAUUAUCCUGAUUGAUAAUAGAUUUUAUAAACGCAAACAUGGAUGGUCGAUUUUUUGCGACCUUUACAUGUGUAAAUAUAUAUUUUUAUGUAACGAAAUGCACACAUUUAAAGAAUUAAAAACAAAAAUUAAUAGAUUACAUUCGAGAAAUUUAAAAUUAUAAGAAGAUACAUUUUUAAAUUAUUGAAAUUAAUAAAAUCGUAACGGUAAUUCGGAUAUAAUAUCAAAAAAUUACAAAUUUAUCUAUUCAUCUAUUAUAAGACUCUCAUAAUACAUAUUUGCACGCAUAUUAUAUUAUUCAAAAUGUUUUUUUUUUUUUAUUGUUCCCAUUAAUACUGCAUUACGUGCAACCAAUGAUACAUACGUAGAUUGGAAUUUGAUUGAUAUUUGUUUCAUUUUUAGUUAUUGAUAAAUUUUAUCAUCUCCGUAUUGUUAUUAAAUAUUAUAAAUUUUCAGUAUAUUAUUUUUGAAAAUUACUUGUGUGCGUAUCUAUGUAAAAUAUAAAUGUACAAAGGGUUAAACGCGUGCCUCGCAAUGUUUGAAUGGCAUUUAAAAUUCUUUUAAACAUUAUACUCGAAUUGUUUAAUAACAAUAUUAAAUAUUCUUAGCGAAUCUUUCUAGUUAGAGCGAAAUCCGAGCUUGAAGGUAUUUGCACAAUCAUGAAACUGCAUUUAUAAAGGAAAUAUCUCAAUUCGGAAUAUCAUAAUCCCCAAACAUUGGAGGAAUCUCUGCGAUAAUUAUAUUUAAUGUUAUAUAAUGUUAUGCUUGUCGUCAAUCGAUUUUUAGAAAUCGCGUAAAUCCGUUGCCUUGUAAAUAUACCUAAGCAAGGUUCCCCUAUUGCCCUACCCCAUGUUGAACAUUUUGUAAAGUUUUAUAAAUAGUUCUACGUAGUUAAACACAGCUGGACCAAUAAAACAUAUAUCCGAUUGUA
This is a messenger RNA of Cataglyphis hispanica, 7094 nucleotides long. RefSeq names its product monocarboxylate transporter 4-like. Gene Ontology annotation, biological process: transmembrane transport. The record is from RefSeq and is a predicted model, not a curated record. Bases 802 to 2859 code for a protein of 685 amino acids. The transcript is spliced from 11 exons. Lineage: Eukaryota; Metazoa; Arthropoda; Insecta; Hymenoptera; Formicidae. Gene Ontology annotation, molecular function: monocarboxylic acid transmembrane transporter activity.